UCUGGUUCUGGGUCUGGCCAACACUGUGCUCCAUACAUACUGUGGUUUCUUCGACAACCUGUGAACCUGUCGGACCUGUCGCGCAGCUCCACCUGGACGAGGAAGGGACUGAGAGACACAGACAGGGCGGUCUCGGAAUGAGCUCGUACAACUGAACACCACUAGUACUGUAAACCUUUUAAUAAAACAAAACACUUUUUAAGGACCGAAGCGAUUAGUUGUGGAUUGAACGCGUCUUUUCUCGGAUUGUCGCCGCAACGUCUCUCACACUGUUAGUUACGGCGGAAACAGGUCUUGUGCAGGGGUGUUGCCAUGGCAGGUACGGUGACAAUGAGCUGAAACGGAGCUGGAACUCUGCCUGUGAGUGUGUGGAGGUGAACUAUGGCGCUGCGGGAGUCCCCCUUCCCCAAUGGGUUUGCGGAAGGCCUCCAUGCCGUGGGCUGGGGGCUCAUCAUGCCCUGCUUUUGGUUCCUGGACCGUCUUCUGGCUGUUUGUCAUUCGACAAGCCUGGAGUGGCGCCAGCGGCGUGAGGAAGAAUGCUACCUCCAUCCACUCAGGGUCUUCUUCGGUGUACUCUUCUUACUUGCCCUCUUCAUCAUCAGCACCCCCAUCGCCUUCCUCGGCUUUCUGCUUUGGGCGCCCCUUCAGGCAGUCCGUCGGCCAUUCUCCUACCACCAGGAGAGAGUGGUGCACCCAGAAGCCCAGGAGUGCUCGCAGUCAUGGCUGCACAACGGGGGCAAGGCCACGUUUAGCUUUGUCGCUGGCAAUGUGUGCCUGCUGCCGGAUGGCCUAGCACGGUUCAACAAUCUGGGCCACUCACAGAGGCGGGCAGCUGCCAUUGGACAGUUAAUCGCACAGGGGAUCAGCCGACCGCACAUCUCCAUUUUUGCUGACACACCCAGCAGUAGCGGUACACUUAGUCCUACCAACAGCCUGCUCUCUCAGCACUUGCCAGGAUCUUAUGGGGCCAUGGACUCUUAUAUGCAGUCCCCACUGGCUAAUUGCUCCAGUGAGGGCUGUGUGGAUGGGACUGUAGCAUGGACUGGCUCUGGAGACACUACCGGAAGUGUGCCUGAUGAGAACAAGCAGGGCCCCACUUUACCUUCCUGUGAUGUCCCACCUUCUGGGACCAAAUGUAGCUUGAAGUCCAACCAGCACAGCAGCAGGGAGCAGGGACAUGCUCCUAGGGCAUUCCGGGUUCAGGACCAGCAUGAUGAUGUGCGCUGUGAGGUGUCCACUCUCUUCCCUCCCAACGUGGAUAUAGUGUGUUUGGAGGAGGUGUUUGACAAGCGUGCGGCUCACAGGCUCAAGGAGGCCCUGAGCACCAUCCUGGGCCAUGUGCUGUAUGACGUGGGUGCCUAUGCCUUCCAGCCUCAUGGCUGCUGCUCCUUCAAGUUCUUUAACAGUGGACUCUUUGUGGCCAGCCGCUACCCGAUCCUGGAGGCGGAGUACCACUGCUACCCCAAUGGGCGGGGAGAAGAUGCGCUCGCUGCCAAAGGCCUGCUCUCUGUCAAGGUUUUUAUUGGCCUGACUCAAAGACAGAAGCCUGUCAUUGGAUAUUUUAACUGCACACACCUUCAUGCCCCAGAAGGUGAAGGGGAGAUAAGGUGUGAGCAGCUGAAUUUGCUCAUGAAGUGGAUCGAAGAGUUCCAGACCAGGACCAAAGAAGCUGAUGAAGUAGUAGUGUUUGAUGUCCUCUGUGGGGACUUCAACUUUGACAACUGUUCUCCUGAUGAUGUCCUGGAGCAGAGUCACCAUGUAUUUCAGUACUACAGGGAUCCAUGUAGAGCUGCUCAAGGGAAGGAAAAGCCAUGGGUCAUUGGCACUUUGCUGGAGCAGCCAACUUUAUACCACGAGGAUGUGAGCACUCCAGAACGCCUGCAGAAAACCCUGGAGACGGAAGAGUUACGGAAGCAGUAUAUAUCACCUCCUGUGCCUUUGGAUGAAUCAUCCAUGGUCUACCCUGACAGUGGCAGCCCUUGGGUGGGCCGGCGCAUUGACUACAUCCUGUACCGAGAGAGCACCCUUGCCAAGCACUGCUACAGUGAGGUGGAGGAGUUCACCUUUGUGACACAGCUUGCAGGCCUGACGGACCACAUUCCUGUUGGCCUGAGGAUGAACGUCACAUUGAACUCAGAUUCAACGGACCUCUGAUGCCUGGACACAUCUGAUGCCCUCGGCGUGCUGUGGGAAGGCGUGUGAGGUAUGAGACAAAUGGACCACAGGGGAGCAUCUAUUCAUGACGAUGCGGCCAGCAGAGGUCUCUAAGAACAACUGUACAGUCCUUGCUUACGCACCUUAAUGGAGAAAAUCUUGCAGUUUUUCAAAAAAUUCAAAUAAUUGUCUUCCAGUAUUUCCACUUUUAUUGAUAUAGAGGGAGAUUUUUUUUUUUAAGAACAAAAAUAGGAAAAAGUAGCGAUUUCAGAUUUUGGGUUAUGUGGAUGAUCACUCACUGCUGCCUCCUAUAUGCAGUAUGUAAAAAAUAAAUAUAUAUUUUAAAAAGAUGAUGUUUUUUUUUUUUUAAACUGAAGAUUUCCAGAACAAUUUCAGUGUAUGUUAAUAAACUUGUAAUAAAUGAACAAAG
Messenger RNA from Scleropages formosus (Asian bonytongue), 2584 nucleotides. It is a transcript of the gene smpd5, whose product is annotated as sphingomyelin phosphodiesterase 5. The coding region runs from base 382 to 2154 and encodes 590 amino acids. Gene Ontology annotation, biological process: sphingomyelin metabolic process. NCBI's taxonomy places the organism in Eukaryota, Metazoa, Chordata, Actinopteri, Osteoglossiformes, Osteoglossidae. The record is from RefSeq and is a predicted model, not a curated record. The transcript is spliced from 8 exons. Gene Ontology annotation, molecular function: sphingomyelin phosphodiesterase activity. Gene Ontology annotation, cellular component: extracellular region; cytoplasm.